Funneliformis geosporum is the source of this 1152-nucleotide messenger RNA. Lineage: Eukaryota; Fungi; Glomeromycota; Glomeromycetes; Glomerales; Glomeraceae. The record is from the annotation of a GenBank genome assembly.
AUGGCAAAAAGUAAACUUCUCCUUAACUAUUAUUAUCAGCAGGAACUAAAACGACAAAAAGGCACUCUCAAUUUAAUCGCCAGUGAAAAUUAUCCUUCUCAAAAAGUUUUGUUUUAUAGUGGAUCGCUAUUAAUGAAUAAAUACUCUGAGGGGUAUCCUAAUAGUCGUUAUUAUCAAGGUUGUAAGUAUAUUAAUAAAAUUGAAAAUUUGGCAAUAGAACUAGUUCAAAAAUUAUUUGGGGUUGAAUAUGCUAACGUUCAACCUCACUCGGGAGCCCAAGCUAACCAGGCAGUUUAUUCAGCCCUUUUAAAACCAGGAGACAAAAUACUAAGUUUAAAUCUUUUAUCUGGCGGACACUUGACCCAUGGGGCAAAAAUUAAUUUUUCAGGAAUUUUUUAUCAAGUUUACCAUUACAACUUAAACCAAUCUACACAAAAAUUAGACUACCAAAAAAUUAAAGAACUCGCCCAAAUGGUUCAGCCCAAGUUAAUUAUUACCGGUUAUAGCAGUUAUAGUUUAAAGAUAGAUUUUGCCAAAUUUCGGCAAAUCGCUGACCUAGUUGGAGCUUAUUUAUUAGCCGAUAUCGCUCAUGUAGCAGGGUUGGUAGCGACUGGCUUAUUUCCCAACCCAGUUCCUUAUGCGGACGUAAUUACUCUUACUACUCAUAAAACUUUGCAGGGACCGCGAGGAGGAAUAAUUUUAGCCAAAAAAAAUUUAGGAAAAUUACUUGAUCGUGCCGUCUUUCCUGCAUAUCAAAAAGCAGUUUUAGAAAAUGCGAAAAGUAUGGCGGACUACUUUUUAACCAAAGGAAUAAAAGUAAUUAGCGGUGGCACUGAAACCCAUUUACUAACUAUUGAUACUAAAACUAGUUAUAAUUUAACCGGUAAGGAAGCCGCCGAAGGAUUGGAAAAAGUGGGAAUUAUUUGUAAUAAGCAAAUGAUACCAUAUGACACCGAAAAGCCUUCGGUUAGUAGUGGUAUUAGGUUGGGUUCACCAGCUUUAACCACCCGCGGACUGGGAAAAAAGGAGUUUUGGGAGAUAGCAGAAAUGAUUGAUUUGACUUUACGAAAUUAUAAGGAUAAAAAAAUAAUAAAAGAUGCGAAAGAUAAAGUUAAUUAUUUAAGUAAAAAAUUUCCUCUACUAUUAGAGUAA